GAUUAAAAAAAACCCUUAAAGCUUCUUGCAAAUGGAGAGUUGGACAAUCGAAUGGCAGAAUAUUCUUAAACAGAAAUGAGCCGGAUUGCUCCGCCUUGGUCUCACGCACCUGUGGCGAAGAGAUUCGUCCUGCGGCUGUUCAUCUCGCUCAAGUACGUGACAGCGAACGUUGUGGAUCGCCGUAACGGUAGGGUUAUUGUGACGGCUUCCUCGGUGGAGAAGGCGCUCAAGGAAGGGCUCGAUUGCGGCCGCACCUGCAACUCCAAGGCAGCUGCCGCCGUCGGCGAAGUCCUCGCCAUGCGCCUCAAGGUAGACGGCUUGGCGAGCGAGCCCAUCCACGCUAAUGCCACCAAGGAAGUCGAGAAGAAGGGCUUCAAGAACCGCGCUAAGGUAUGGGCUAUCCUCAACGCCAUUCGCUCCCACGGGGUUAACCUUGUCCUCGAUGAUGACCAUGAUAGUGGCAACGACCAUCAUUUCCCUUGCCGCUGAUGACCGCAACCUGUUUGAUGAAAUUCCUGUGAAGUUUUUCCCUGAUAGACAAGCUUGGGCAUCACAUGAGGAAAAAACUCUUUUUAAAUGGGCAUUUGUUGUGUUGACAUUAAUGAUUUAUGCUCACUGUUUUAUGACUAAUAAUUACUUACGGGGACAUCAUCAUUUGCCCUCGCCGCAGAUGACAACCUGUUUCAUGAAAUUACUGAUAGAAACAUGUAAGCUCCGUUUUAAAUGGCAUGUAAUUUAUCUUCAAGGGAAGAAGAACAACAACUAUAUGGGGUCGGUUACGUGAAUUUUUUUUCUC
Messenger RNA from Dendrobium catenatum, 796 nucleotides. RefSeq names its product 50S ribosomal protein L18. Lineage: Eukaryota; Viridiplantae; Streptophyta; Magnoliopsida; Asparagales; Orchidaceae. The coding region runs from base 76 to 489 and encodes 137 amino acids. The transcript has a single exon. Gene Ontology annotation, cellular component: ribosome. Gene Ontology annotation, molecular function: structural constituent of ribosome; 5S rRNA binding. Gene Ontology annotation, biological process: translation. The record is from RefSeq and is a predicted model, not a curated record.